CCUCUUGCCACACCGGCCCGACGCAGGUUGGUGCAGGCUCGUGUGCUACAACGACUCUCCUUUCCGGCCUUGCAUGUGGCCGCUCUACCUGCCAGUCGGACUGACCUGGCCUCGGUGUCCUCACACCUUCUCUCCUGCCGCCCCGUCUCCACAUCCUCCGGCUACUGCACACCUUUUCCUACACCGGCUUUACGCCCUUCUUCUUCUUCUUAACUAUGCUUCAGCCAUCGACACUACACUCGAUCGUCACGCAUGA
Messenger RNA from Protopolystoma xenopodis, 256 nucleotides. NCBI's taxonomy places the organism in Eukaryota, Metazoa, Platyhelminthes, Monogenea, Polystomatidea, Polystomatidae. The record is from the annotation of a GenBank genome assembly.